This is a messenger RNA of Fonsecaea multimorphosa CBS 102226, 1737 nucleotides long. RefSeq lists its product as uncharacterized. Gene Ontology annotation, biological process: lactate catabolic process. Lineage: Eukaryota; Fungi; Ascomycota; Eurotiomycetes; Chaetothyriales; Herpotrichiellaceae. Bases 1 to 1737 code for a protein of 578 amino acids. Gene Ontology annotation, cellular component: mitochondrion. The transcript is spliced from 3 exons. The record is from RefSeq and is a predicted model, not a curated record. Gene Ontology annotation, molecular function: D-lactate dehydrogenase (NAD+) activity; FAD binding; D-lactate dehydrogenase (cytochrome) activity.
AUGAACAGACUUUUCGCCACGCCUCGCUUGGUUUCUAGGGCUCGUGCACAACGACCUCUCCGAAAAGGAGUCACAAGAGCAUGCUAUUCAACGAGACCUUCGACAGCAGAGUCUCUGGCAAAACCCAAGCUUCCACUAUGGACCACCAGCAGGGUUCUACUGCUCGGAGGAGCACUUGCCUCUAUUGGAUAUGUGGUGGGCGUUACCGACGCAGGGAAUCAUGCUCAUGAGCUGCUGCCCCGCCAACCAAAACCUCCCCAGUACGCCAGCAAGAAGGAGAUGGAGAAGGCCAUCAUAGAGCUUCGUGCAGCCCUGGGCGAGGAUGCGAUCAGCACGGAUGAUGAGGAUCUCCAGUCACAUGGCUAUUCCGAAUGGUCUUCGAUCAACAUUGAUCAACUCCCAGUUGCUGUGGCCUACCCUAAAACGACGGAGGAAGUUUCGCAGAUUGCCAAAAUUGCUUCGAAAUACAAGGUCCCAAUGAUUCCGUAUUCUGGGGGCUCUUCUCUGGAAGCCAACUUUGCUGCACCCUUUGGCGGGUUUAGUAUCGACUUUGCUUUCAUGGAUCAAAUCCUGGCGAUCCAUGCAGAUGAUAUGGACGUCGUGGUCCAACCCGCUAUUCAAUGGAUGGACUUGAAUGACAAGCUGCAGCACACCGGUCUCUUUUUCCCUGUGGACCCUGGCCCUUCGGCAAAAAUUGGUGGCAUGAUUGGAACAUCUUGCAGUGGCACUAACGCGUUUCGUUACGGCACUAUGAAAGACUGGGUUCUGAAUCUCACCGUGGUUCUGCCAGACGGUCGAGUCAUCAAGACCAGGAGAAGGCCACGCAAGACAGCAGCAGGCUACAACUUGACGGGUCUCUUUGUCGGCGCGGAGGGCACCCUUGGGAUCGUGACCGAGGCGACGCUGAAACUGGCAGUCAUCCCUCAGGAAACCAAAGUCGCCGUCGCAACAUUCCCCACGAUUCGCCAUGCAGCCGCGGCGGCCUCGCAGGUGAUACGCGCUGGCGUGCCUGUUGCUGCGAUGGAGAUAAUGGACGACGUGCAAAUGUCGGUGAUUAAUCGCGCCGGAGGCACGAAUCGGACGUGGAAAGAAGUGCCCACCAUUUUCUUCAAGUUCUCAGGCACGACAGCCGGCGUACAGGACAACAUCAAGCUCACCACACAGAUUGCGAAGAAAAAUAAAGGGGGAAAUUUCAUCUACGCAAACGACGACCAAGAGGCGCAUGAUUUGUGGAAGGCGAGAAAAGACUCGUUGUGGAGCAUGCUCUCCUUGCGCAGGGAGGGCGACGAAGUCUGGAGUACUGACGUCGCGGUCCCGAUCUCACGGCUGCCCGAUAUCGUCGAAAUCACAAAGGAAGAAAUCGAUAACCUAGGCCUCUUCGCAAGUGUUCUCGGGCAUAUCGGGGACGGCAACUUCCACACGUCCAUCCUGUACAACCGCAGGGAUCCCAAGGAGAGGGAGCGCGUCGAACACGUCGUGCACAGUAUGGUUGAUCGAGCUCUUGAAAUGGAGGGAACAUGCACCGGCGAACACGGCAUCGGACUAGGCAAAAAACAGAGUCUCAUCGACGAACUGGGCCUCGAGACCAUUGGCGUGAUGCAGACUCUCAAACGCAGCCUGGACCCGCACUGGUUGAUGAACCCAGGGAAAAUCUUUGAUGCUGUCAACGCGGAGAAGACCAGAAGUCAGCCGGAGGCCACUGCUGCUUCGACGCUGGAGAGGCCGAAAGGCAAAUAA